This is a messenger RNA of Sinocyclocheilus anshuiensis, 2199 nucleotides long. Its product is annotated as leucine-rich repeat-containing protein 58-like. Gene Ontology annotation, molecular function: protein binding. The record is from RefSeq and is a predicted model, not a curated record. The coding region runs from base 266 to 1351 and encodes 361 amino acids. The transcript has 5 exons. Gene Ontology annotation, cellular component: cytoplasm. Lineage: Eukaryota; Metazoa; Chordata; Actinopteri; Cypriniformes; Cyprinidae.
UGGAGCCCCGAAACAUGAAUGUUAAAUUGUGAACGCUUGAUAGACAGACCGUCUUUGAUAAUGACUGUAAUGUGUGGGUUGCCAACCGCCAAUAAACACCAAAGAAGAAGAAGAAUGUAAUGUGUAAAUGCUGCCAUUAGGCCGAGUUAUUUAGGCUACACAUGGAAGAUCGGGACGCUUGGCGUUGGAAGUAAACUCGGACAUAGUGUUGGGAAACAGCUUGAACCAGAAGAAAGGGGUCUUUUUUCCGUUAUCGGCUAUUAAAAUGGAGGGUUAUGAAGGAGCCAGCAGCAGCGAGAGUGUUUUAGAUCUGUCCCGUUUGAAUCUGAACAAUAAUAGUUUGGACACGGUCAGCGAGAAACGACGGAAAGACACGAAGCAACUGUACCUGUGUUACAACCGCAUGACGGUUUUACCCGAGUCCAUCUCUUUAUUCUCGAACCUGGAGUUUCUCGACAUCAGUAACAACACGCUGUCGGUCAUCUGCGAAGACAUUACCCGACUGACCAAACUCAAGACCCUCAUAGCCAAGAACAAUCGUUUAAAUGUGUUUUCUCUGCCCAAGCACUUUGGCUCUCUGCAGCUGGAAGUGCUGAAUUUGAGUGGGAACAGGUUUGAGGAGAUGCCGAGCCAGUGUCUGCAGCUGGUCACAUAUGUCAUCAAGGCAAAAGUGACUAUUAUCACGGUAGGGAUGCAUAUUUGUGAAGUUUUGUUACCUGAAUCCCUUCCACAACCCUUCUCUCUCUCUAGCUUAGAGCUGUUGUAUCUGGGUGGUAACCAGAUCUCCUCCAUCCCUGCUGAACUAGCUAACUUACCCUGCCUCAGUUACCUAGUUCUGUGUGAUAAUCGCAUCCAGAGCGUCCCACCUCAACUCAACAGGCUCCAUUCCCUGCGCUCUCUUAGUCUGCAUAAUAACCUGCUGACGUAUCUUCCGAGAGAGAUCCUGAGCCUGGUGCACCUUCAGGAGCUCAGUCUCAGAGGCAAUCCUUUGGUCGUACGCUUCAUCAAGGACAUGACCUACGACCCCCCAUCGCUGCUGGAGCUGGCUGGACGAACCGUCAAAAGCAAGAACCUCCCAUACUCGCAUAAAGACCUCCCGAGCCAUCUAGUCAACUACCUAGACAUAGCCAGCAAGUGCCCCAACCCCAAGUGUGCAGGUGUUUACUUUGACUCAUGCGUUCGUCACAUCAAGUUUGUGGAUUUCUGUGGGAAGUAUCGCCUGCCCUUGAUGCACUACCUGUGCUCCCCAGAAUGCACCUCUCCCUGCAGCUCCAACCCUCAGAGCGACGCUGACUCAGACGAAGACAACAGCGUGCCUGCCGAUCGCCUUCAAAGAGUGCUGCUGGGAUAACCUCGCUCACCCCGCACAUGUCGUCUCCUCUCUCUCACUUACAGUGUUAUCUGCAGGAGCUUUGAACUUUACAGCCAGCUAGCUUGAAAACCUCUCAGCUGAAGCCAAAUCUUACUGCCAAGUGAUUGAGCAAGUGGCAUUCUGAGAAAGACAUCUGCAGAUAGUUUCUCUUACAAAGGCCUUGCUUUGCAAAGGCAAAAUCAAAAACACUGGCGGUUCAGAAUAGUUGUUAGUUAUAUUAACUAAGUUGCCUUGGUCAUCAAUCUGUUAAGCUCUUGCACUUUUGUAAUAUGUUAGAAGACGCAGUUUAGGUACAUGCAUAUCUUUUGCUUGGCAGUAGGUUGCUUUGUCUCUCACGGGAGAGCGCUAACUUCAUUUUUUUCACAUUACGCACAAAGAUUUACUGUGAAAUAAACAUCGAGAACACUUGCUUUUUGGGUUUGUGAGAGAUUUAGAAUAAAGUUUUCUUCAUGUUUGUAACUGCGUGGCCUGCAGCACUAAAAAAGCUACAUCUUCAAAAACAUGCGCUUGUGUCUGCAAAAUAUCUUGAUUAAGUUUUUGUGUUAGUACUGAAUUUACUAACACUUUGCGGUUGCAUUCAAAAACCGGGGCAGCAUCUAGAAUCUUCAGAUAAACAGUGACAAAGGUUACCAGUGACUUUGUUUUGAAGGUUAAUUCUUCACUCUGCUUUAAUAUAAAAUAUAUGAUAUUGUUACAGAGCCAAUGGACAAAUUUGUGAUGUGUUUCUAGCAUUUUUAAACUGAACUUUGUUCUUCGAACACUUCCUGCACACAGAAGAAUACGGGGCCAGAACUGUACCUUUUGGGGUACAAUAGCUUGUCCCUGGA